Molecule: messenger RNA, 444 nt
Organism: Aspergillus fijiensis CBS 313.89
Lineage: Eukaryota; Fungi; Ascomycota; Eurotiomycetes; Eurotiales; Aspergillaceae
Exons: 1
Coding region: 87-392 (101 amino acids)
Source: RefSeq, a predicted model, not a curated record
GAAAUCGCAUAGUCGAAGGUAACACAACCACCAGGGAAGAAAAACUUCAACAGUGCAACUGGCAGUCUAGAUCGUGGCCAGGGAAAAUGAUUUCCCAUGCUGAGUCGACUGACUCAAUUGACAAGAUGGAUUUUCAUUACGCACUGAAACCUCUGGGUCGGUCUAACGCCCCGCCAGGCUGGGUGCCACUGGUGGGUGGGUGGUUCUAUAGACCGAAGUCACCUAGGCUAUGUGCAUUGCCGCCGCCCCCCCCCCCCCAAGGAGAAGGAAUGGGGGGUCCCGGGGCCACUGACACGUGCUGGCACGGGUCACUUGUUGCCCUGACAGGGAGGGACAGGGAGGUACCACUGCCUGGGUACCAACUUCAGGGUCGGUCACUGACUACUAGUUAGUUGAGAUUCAAGAGUAAUUGUUUCCAACGCAGGUUGACCCUGCCCUGUCUGU